UUCUCGAUUUCGAAAUACUUCAUUACUCAUCAUUUGAUGGCAGGUGCUGACGAAAUUGUGUGCAAUGGUCGGACAAUAGUAUUACCAUCAUUAGAAGUUGUGAAAACAAUACCAAAGAUGUCAGCGGGCUCUAAUAUUGAUUGGUUGUUGCAUAUUUAUUUCGCCCGUAAGGAUUUUAUGCGAUGUAAGAUGCUUAUCGACCAGGAGUUAUACAAACAUCUGAAUCCGGAAUACUUGUAUUUUGUGAAGGGUUUAAUUGACCGUGAAGAGGGCAACCAUAUUGAAGCCAUGCACAAUCUUCAGAAGGCUAUCGAACUGAAUUCAAGAAAUGUGGAAACGUACAAAGAAAUCGGCAAGACACUGUUCAUUAUGGGACGCUUUAAUCAGGCUCUUAAUGUGUUUCGUGAGGCCGAAGAACUUUCACCCCGGCCAGAUCACGAGAUUUACCAUUAUAUUGGUAGUUUGCUGCAUCGUUCAUCGUCAGCAAGUAAUCAGUUGGAAGUGGCACGUCAAGAGGCUGCCGAAGCGAAGAUGUACUUUCAGAAAGCUGUGCAGUGCGGAAAAAAACUGGAAAGUUUUCAAAGGCUUGCAGAAAUUUAUCGCAAAGAGAAGGAAUACGGCAAAGCAAUUGAAGUGCUUGAGAAUUGCCUUUUAAUUGCACCGGAAAAUACUGCAGUUUUAACAGAAAUUGGUGUGCUUUAUUUAAAAGUAAAUGAAACCCAAAAAGCUUUUGAUAGACUGCUUGAGGUUAUUAAUAUCGAUGGUAAAUGUUCAAAGGGCUUACUGGCAUUUGGUGCUAUAUUACAAUCUCGAAAUGAUGUCGAUGGUGCCUUAUCCAAAUACAGAGAAGUCGCUAUUACAGAACCCGAUAAUGCUGAGCUGUGGAACAACAUAGGACUUUGUUUCUUCAAGAAACAAAAAUAUAUUCUAGCCAUUUCCUCAUUAAGAAAAUCCAUUUGGCUCUCACCAAUAAACUAUAACGCGCUGUACAACUUGAGUUUAAUAUAUAUUGCAGCUCAGCAGUAUUCGAGCGCAUUUCAUACACUUGCUGCCGCCAUAAACUUGCGCAAGGAUAGUCCUGAAUGUUAUAUGCUACUCGGAAUUUGUUUGCGGAAAUUAGAAGAUUCGGAAAAUGCAUUUACUGCGUUCGAGCGGUCAAGUGGGAUUGUGUCCAAGAAAGCCAAUGCACGCAACCCACUGAUUUAUUUAAAUUUCGCACUAUUUUGUUAUGAAACAGGACGAAUUGCUAUGGCAUCCGAGCAGUACAAUCUCUUCCUCUCCACAUCGCAGGAUUUACUUUUACCAACUGAAUACAAGUUUCAAGCAACUAAGCUGAAAUCACUUUUAAAAAUUCCAAAUAAUUUUAUAUUUGCUCCUGUUGAUGAAGAGAACCCAUCACCACCCACGCAUAUCGUGACCACGCAACAUAACAGUGGCAGCAACAACAACCGUUUAGCGAAUAAACUUCAUAAUGAGGAUUUAGUGUUUAGCGAGGCACAAUCAGAAUUCCCAUUGGAAGUUAAUACGGUUGUUAAUUCAACUGGUGGUGUGCCAGACGAAAAAGUGGACGCGUAAUAUUUUUCAAAAGCUGUCAGUGUACGUGACUGAACAAGGAACUCAGCAGGCAAUAAAAUACUCUAUUAGAUUGUGAUUGAUAUGACCAAAAGAAAUAAUUAUAAAAUUUA
This is a messenger RNA of Teleopsis dalmanni, 1685 nucleotides long. Its product is annotated as Bardet-Biedl syndrome 4 protein homolog. The record is from RefSeq and is a predicted model, not a curated record. Bases 37 to 1575 code for a protein of 512 amino acids. Gene Ontology annotation, biological process: protein localization to cilium; cilium assembly. NCBI's taxonomy places the organism in Eukaryota, Metazoa, Arthropoda, Insecta, Diptera, Diopsidae. Gene Ontology annotation, molecular function: protein binding. Gene Ontology annotation, cellular component: ciliary basal body. The transcript is spliced from 10 exons.